GCAGAAGCAGCACUGUUGCUGGCAAGAAACGAUCGUCCUUGUUCAACAUCUCCAGUAAAAGCCGGCGGUGAUCUAUCUAAUCAGGUGCAUCGGCGUGUGAUUCUUCGCGACUAUGGAAACCCAAUCUAUAAGGCCAGCUCCCGAACGUCACUGCUUGCUGCGCUCAGCGGCUGUAUCGAAGGGCAUGAGUCCCUGCAUAAGGCUAGCGUCCUCUAUAGAGACAUCUCUAUCAACAACCUCUUGAUCAACGAGGAUACGAAUAAUCCCUCCAGGCCUUCGUUUCUGAUUGACCUGGAUCUCACCAUCAAAGACGAUCGAGAAGGUGCGUCGGGGGCUAAACGGAAGACCGGUACGAGAGCGUUCAUGGCCAUCGGGGUGCUUCUCAGCGAACAGCACUCGUUCAUACAUGAUCUCGAGUCAUUCUUCUAGGUGCUUUUUUGGAUAUGCAUUCAUUGUGAAGGGCUAGUCGAGACUAGAGUCGUUAAAGAAUUCGAUAAGUGGAAUUACAUGGACGCUAGGGGCCUAGUGAAGGAGAAGAAAGGAGAAGUAUCUCAUGAGUAGGACUUCAUCAAGUCCGCUAAGAAUAAUUUCACUCCCUAUUAUCAGCCAUUAAUACCUUGGGUUAACCGGCUGCGGAAAGCUGUGUUUCCAAAUGGUGGGAGGUGGGAGAGGGAGGACGGAGGGCUAUAUUUUCGGAUGCGGCAGAUCCUUCAGGAAGCCCAAAAGGAUUCGAAGGUGGCCGAGUUAUAAC
Lasiosphaeria miniovina is the source of this 751-nucleotide messenger RNA. RefSeq lists its product as uncharacterized. The annotation marks the transcript as partial. Gene Ontology annotation, molecular function: protein kinase activity; ATP binding. Gene Ontology annotation, biological process: protein phosphorylation. The record is from RefSeq and is a predicted model, not a curated record. Lineage: Eukaryota; Fungi; Ascomycota; Sordariomycetes; Sordariales; Lasiosphaeriaceae. The transcript has a single exon.